AUGAGUUACCCAGUUUGUUCUUAUUCGUGCAAUUCUUCAAACAACAAGGUUACUCCUAAAUGCGACCAUAACAUGUCCAUGAAGAUGUUUGUCACAAAUUCUGCUGCAAAUCCUGGAAGAAAGUAUUGGAAGUGUAAGUUUUGGGGGAGGGAAGAUGAUUGUAACCUGUUUCAUUGGGAUGAUGAGCUUUGUGGCGAAAGAGAAGCAAAUGUCAUGGACAGGGAAGUUGUUUAUGUGAUGAGGAAAAUGGAGAAAGAUUUAACAAAGAAGAUGGAAGAUUUGAAGAAACAGCUUGAUGAUUUAAGGAAGAAACUGAAGUUUCUUAUUGAUGUACUUGUUGCUAUGUAUUUUUUCUUCAUGAUUCAUGUAACACACAUGGUGCAAAGUUAA
This is a messenger RNA of Vicia villosa (hairy vetch), 390 nucleotides long. RefSeq lists its product as uncharacterized. Lineage: Eukaryota; Viridiplantae; Streptophyta; Magnoliopsida; Fabales; Fabaceae. Bases 1 to 390 code for a protein of 129 amino acids. Gene Ontology annotation, molecular function: zinc ion binding. The record is from RefSeq and is a predicted model, not a curated record. The transcript has a single exon.